Molecule: messenger RNA, 1107 nt
Organism: Chaetomium globosum CBS 148.51
Lineage: Eukaryota; Fungi; Ascomycota; Sordariomycetes; Sordariales; Chaetomiaceae
Exons: 3
Coding region: 1-1107 (368 amino acids)
Source: RefSeq, a predicted model, not a curated record
AUGGCCCGAGUAAAAGAGGCGGCAGCUGAGGCUGCCCACGCCGCUGCCGAGGGGGUAGCAGCUGGCGCAGCAGCUGCAGACGCCGCAACAACCCCAUCAACGCGCGCCGAGUCCCUUAGCGCUGGCAAAGACGAAUCUGGGGCGUUAUCACCGAGACGCGCCGCCCGACUGCCCGGUCCCGCCCGGUUCGUCCUGGCCGUCGUGCUGAGCUUUGCGCUGUCGGAGCUGGGCCGCUCGUUCGUCAACCACUGGAGCAACAACGAGGUGGGCAGCAUUGCGAGGGAGAUCACCUCCCAGAAGGAGCUGGCUGUUUUGGCUGGGUGGAAACUGUUCGGACUCGCAUUGGGCUGGUUCGGAGGCUACGAUGGCUUCGACCUUGCAGCUCUCGCCUUACUCUCGCAUGGCCCGACGACCUUCCUCACCUCCGUCUUCUACGGGAUCCGCGCCCCGACCGCCGGCGCUUACCUCGCUGUGGAAGUGGCCUCAGCGUCCUUGCCCUUUCUCCUCCUGCGUGGGGUGUCCGGCGCCCACUCAGCCGCGCGCGGCACCCCCAACCGGGACAUCGUUGCCGACCGAAGCAUCCAGGUGCUCACCUCGCUUCAGUCCGCAUUCGCCUACAGCGUGGUGCUGUUCCUCGCCGGCCGCUACCUCCUCCCCACCAACCUAGUCCUCUACUUCCAGGGCAUCCCCACUGUCCAGCCCGCGGCAGAGGCCACCUUCCUCGGACUCGGCGGCGGCGGCGGCGGCAACCCGACCAGCCCGCUUCUCAGUCUCGUCUGCGGACUAGCCGCACGAAGCUUCAUCUUCACCGCCCUCGUCACGACACCGCAGGGGACGGCCGAGGACCAGAAGAACGCGGCGUUCGACCCCGUGCACGCCACGCUCGCGCAGACCCUGGCGUGGAACCUGUGGGGCUACACCUCGCGCACCAAGGUCUCGCUCGCCCGCACGGGUGUCGCCAUGCUGUUCACCGCCGUUGGCACCUACCUGGGCACUGCGCUGGGCAUCGCCGGCGUCGAGCCCUAUGGCGCGGUUGUCUACGCGGGCGUGUGGGUCGCCGCGGCCCUCGUGACGGGGCUCUCGCUGCGCUAUGUUGGGAGCAUAUGA